Octopus bimaculoides (California two-spot octopus) is the source of this 4484-nucleotide messenger RNA. RefSeq names its product hemocyanin G-type, units Oda to Odg-like. The record is from RefSeq and is a predicted model, not a curated record. Gene Ontology annotation, molecular function: oxidoreductase activity. Lineage: Eukaryota; Metazoa; Mollusca; Cephalopoda; Octopoda; Octopodidae.
AAAAACAAUGUGAGGACGUGGUACAUGUACUGUGUUAUUGGACGCUCAGUAAAGGCAAGAAAAGAAAGUGGAUUUCACGUUUCGAGCGGAGAUCUUCGUCAGAAAUAUAGAAAAAGUCCAAAGAAGUGAAGACGGAGAAAGAAAAUCGCCAGCGAUACACACGCGGGGUAUAUAUACAUAUAUACGUAUAUACCCACACCAAAUCAUUAGUUGACUGUUAGUAGCAACCGACACACAUAAGAAUCGAAAGAGCAAAGAUCCACAGAUUUCAACAUUUACAUUAACCAAAAUGGCGAUCAUUACAGUUUUGCAGUUGAGUGCUUUGUUGCAGAUAUUUUGGCUACCAGCUCCAAAUCCGAAAGAACCAACCGGAAAUCGUGUUUUUAUCCGCAAGAACGAAACGACUCUCACGCAACCAGAAACGCACAACAUAUAUUCCGCAGUAAACCUCUUUUUGAACGACGAACGUGCCAUUGGAUACGCAAGCUUCUCAGCUUUCCACAAUAAUCAAAGUAGUUGUGCGAAGAGGUCGGGUGGAAGCAGUGCAUACUGCGCAACACAUGGCAAAGCAACCUAUCUUCUCUGGAAUAGAUUGUACCUUGCACAAUUAGAACAAGCGCUGGCUUCAUACGAAGGCUUUACUGGUCUUUUUUAUUAUGACUGGACGAGUAUCAAGAUUCCCAUGAACAAAAUGACGUUUGUCAGUCAUUAUCAUACAAAAAACUUUCUGCUAGAGGGCGUUCUGUUAGCCCUGGAGCAAGACGAUUAUUGCCGUUUUGCUAUUAGGCUUGAAAUGGCUCUCAUACAAUCUUUUUUCCACACCGGCAUCAACCCAUAUCGAUUGGACGACAUGGCUAUAUGUCACUACACAGUGAACGCUGAUCGCAUCUUCACCUUGUGGCAGCAACUUCAAGACUACAGAGGCAGGAGAGCGGCCAUUAACUGUGCUUUGAACUUGCUCCAAAAACCGUUGGGAUCGUUCGAACGUGUGUACAGGAAUCGUAUCAAUCUCAGCAGGAUAAACGCUGAACCGAUGCAGUUAGUGAAUCCCGCUGUUUCAUUGGGUUAUCAUUAUGACGAUCUUAGUCUCAAUGGCAUGAACAUCUCAAGACUUAGCCAGCUUCUCCAAGAGCGCCGAUCGAAACAUAGAUCUUUCGCCAGCUUUCAUCUACGUGCAAUCAAAACGUCGGCCAAAUUCCGGGUCUUGGUUUGUGUGCCGCGCAAAGGUAAAACCGCGCAUGUGCUGACAGACGACUGUAACAACGAUGCAGGUUCGUUCUUCGUUCUGGGAGGAGAUGACAUCCACCAACAGAAGUGGGACUACGGCUAUCCGUACCUCUUCGAAAUCACCGAUGUAGUGGAAUCACUCGGUGUCCCGCUAGAUGGCGACUACUACGUUCAUGCAGAUAUAUCUGCCCUGAAUGGCACACAGCUCCGAGAUGACAUCAUACCGGCACCCACAGUGUCCUAUAUCCCAGGCCGAAGACACACAAACGAGAAGAAAUUGGUGAAGAAACUGCGCAGAAAGUUCCCCAAGAAACUGCACAAAAUAUUUCCCAAGCGGAAAAACGUCAAUGAUUUAACUAAAAAAGAACGACUCGAACUAAGAUUAGCCAUGAUGUGUUUCGUCAAGGACAAAUCCAUGCAAGGUUACCAAAUUUUAGCAGAAUAUUCCGGACUGUUGAAGAAAUGUCCCCAACCGGAAUCAACCUAUCAACGGGUUUGCCGCCUCCAUGGAAACCCGGUCUUCUUGCAUUGGAACCGAUUAGCUGUGAAGCAAUUUGAGAAUUCACUCAGUGAGUGCGGAACCAGUGUUGCUUUACCUUAUUGGGACUGGACAGAUCCUGUGAACACCAUACCGUUGUUUUUAUCGAACCACUCCUUCUAUGAUCCAGACUGGAAACAGCUUAGAUUGAACCCGUUUUCCCGUCUCUCAGUUGAUUUCAUGUCCUAUAAUGAAGAGGCUUCGAGAAAUACAGAAUGGGUCACCGAGUAUCUUGGGGACGAGAAACACGGGGCCCUCUUUUCCCAGCUACUGCUCGCUUUUGAACAGGAGGACUUCUGCGAUUUCGAAAUCCAACUGGAAGUUCUACAAAACAGCUUCUACAACAUUUUCUUGGUACCGGAAUUCCAAACGUUGGACCACAUGACGUUCGAUCCUCUGUUCUGGAUGCAUAGCAAUCAAGUGGAUCGUCUGUGGGCAACGUGGCAGGCUUUGCAGUUCCAUCGGGGCCUCUCGUCAGCGGCCAACUGUAUACACUCUGACCUUCACCAUCCUUUGAAACCGUUCGCCGACGGUCCGCCUAUCAACACUAAUUUGAUUACCUUUGAACACUCGACGCCCGAUCAAGUGCACGACUACCGAAACAAUUUGCAUUACGAGUUCGAGUCUCUUAAACUAGGAGCUGAUAUGUCUAUCGAUAUCCCUGAUCUUCAUACUCGUAUCGAGGAUCUGAAAAAAAAAGACCGUGUUUUUAUUGGGUUCUUACUGCGCGGCAUCAAGACGUCUGCCAAGAUCCAGGUAACGGUGAAUGAAAACUUCAGGGACAAUGAUAAGAGGAGUGUGCCCACAAUUCUGGCUUCCAUAUUGGUGUACGGAAGUCCUCAAGAGAACGAGUGGAGUUUCGAUCGCUAUUACAAACACGAAAUAACCCACAGCCUGUUACUUUUGGACUAUAAAUACGAUGACAAGAUCCCUUUAAAUGUAUAUGCCGAAGACAUCAACGGUACAACUCUACCAGACGCUGUUUUACCCGAACCAGUAAUUAUAUACGUACCUAACAAAGAUAAUUCAAAAUGGCCGCUACAAUAUUUGCCGACGCACGAAAGGAAACUGGUGGACACUCUCACGAGUAUGGAAGAAGUGGAGAUUCGAGAAGCAAUGCGCAUGUUCAAUGCUGACAAGACGGCCACCGGGUUCCAGAGAAUUUCGGCUAUGCACGGCUCGCAUCUCUGGUGCCCGUAUUUAGCUGCUCCAGUCAAACACAUGUGUUGUCACCACAACAGCAAGACCUUCCUUCCGUGGCACAGACUACUUAUGAUGAACUUCGACGAUGGCUUGCGAAGAUACGGUAACAGGCUUGGAGCCCCGUACUGGGAUUGGACAAGGCCCUUUUCGGCCUUACCUAAGCUUGCAACUGAUAAGGUCUACAGAGAUUUGAGCGGGAAGCUGAGAGAGAACCCUUUCUUACGUACGCAUAUUGAUUACUUGGGAGUGGAUACUGUGAGAGAUGUGCAAGCGAAAUUAUUUCACCCAAGUUAUCGCCGACGUGUGUACGAAUGUGUUCUAAACGCCCUGGAGUACAUGGAAUUUGAGCGUUUCCAGUCCGGACUGGAACAUGUUCAUAACCUGAUACAUGUGUUGGUUGGUGGCUCGGCUACCUACUCAAUGUCUUGUCUGGAGUACGCUGCUUAUGAUCCGAUUUUUUUUCUCCAUCACAGCAUGGUGGAUCGCGUGUGGGCCAUUUGGCAAGAAAUGUAUUACGCAUUUUUCCCAGAUCCUUCUUAUGGGUCGACUAGUCGUUACGGCACAGAAUACAAUGAAACUUUGAGCCCGUUCAACAUUACUUCUGUCAACGUGUAUCAGACGACCAGGAAAUAUUCUGUCCCCUGGAUGACGUUCGAUUACGGAACCAACUUCCAGUAUGGUUAUGACAGUCUGACUAUCAACGGAAAAUCUGUGGCGAAGUUGAGCUGGGAAAUCCAGGAGCGACAGAGAAGAGACCGCUGGUUCAUUAUAGCUUACGACUUGAAAGACAUCAAACAAUCAUACAUUGUUAAAUUCUACAUAACGCUGACGGACACCGCUGGAAAGGCAUUUAACUCCAGUGACGAGAUUUUUCCUGCGGGUGAGAUAUACGUGUUUAACGGUAAACGGGCGAGGCCGUGGAAGACAAACGUCACAUACAGGAUCGAGAUAACAGACUUGAGUAGAAGACAACGUCUUUGGAAGGAUAACCAUUUUGUUCUGAAGCACAGAGUAUUUGACUUACCUGGCAAGGAAAUGCACAACGUGACUCUACGCGCCAGUGUGGUGUUUGUGCCGAGAAAACCCGAUCGCCGAUGUAACGAGUUCGCUGGACGCGAUGUUUGUAGUGUUGUCCAGUAGACACCAACCGGAAGUUAUGUUGACCAACAGAAACCAAAGACUACCACUGACCAACAGCAGUCAAUUAAGAGCAGUGCUGACCAUCACCAAGGCGGAUUGGUAUAAAUCAGUUGUGACCAAUGGCAUUUAAUUAUGAUCAAUGUAGAUCAAAUUAGAAGGACGGUGACCGAUUUUAACUAAAUAAGGACCAAUUGAGACAAGUGUUGACCAUAGAAUGAGACAAUUGGGCGCAGGUGUUCAGACGCUGGUGACUUGACUUGGCUGGCUGGACACACGAACAUGUACACUUCUUAAUGCUUCUCUCUCUCUCUUUCUCACUCUCUCUCUUUCUCUCUCUCUCUCUCUCUCUCUCUCUCUCUCUCUCUCUAUCUAUCUA